GCAGUUUCAUCGAAAAGUAACCUCACGAUGCUAACUCGUGCACAUCAACUAUUGACAGAUACAUACGAAAUUGAUAUCUUGAUGGUGGCUGAUUAUUCACUUUAUAGUGGUUUCAUUGAGAUGGCUAAUGGUGACGAAUAUUCAGCUCAAUUUGCCGUCAAUAACUAUCUGAACGCCAUUUUCGAGCAGGUUCGUGCUAUUUACGAGAUGAACAAAAUAAAUGAUAAUGAAAUUGUUUCGCUGAAUUUAAUCGCAACCUUCGUCGUGAUUCGACCAGAGGAUUGUCCGCUGAUGCAAGUGAACGAUUUCAAUAGCACUAUAUAUGGUGGUACUAAUGGCACUGAUAAUAUCACUUCUGAUGCAAAUGACUACGAAUUUGAUAAUUCGACCAGAUUCGAUUUACUCUCAUCGAAGGGUGACUCAUCAACACAAGGCAUGGCUUAUGUUGGUUCAAUGUGCCGAGGGAAUGGCGAAUCAUCGAGCGUGGUUGAGGACAUCGGUGCAAUGGCAACCUCGAUGAUUGCUGCUCAUGAACUUGCUCACAGGUUUCUUGACCCCUCUGAAGGCCCAAAUGAGAUGAACAGAAAGCAGAUGAGAAAUAUGGAAUGUUACAGUCUAGGUGCCUUUCACGAUGGUUCCGGAGACAGUAGCAGUUGUGCUGGUACGUUGAACUAUAUGAUGGCUCCAAUGGUAUCUGGUUCCGAAGAUGAGCACAAAUUUAUCAAUUCAUUCAAACUUUCACAAUGUUCCAUGAAGCAAAUUGAAGCGUUUCUAACAAAUGGGACUUCAUUGUGCUUGAGACGUCAUCGCGGAUAUGAGAAACGGCCUAGACGUACGUCUUCGUCAGAGGGACGAAAAAAACCUGGCGAAAUAUUUCUUCAACAACACCAGUGCAAAAUUGCGUUUGGACCUCAUUACGGUGUCUGCAAGCAUCCUGAAUAUCAAAAGAGAAAAGAUCCAUGCAAACGACUGUGGUGUAAAAACAGAAAUACGAAAAGAACGGCAUCUUGUGAGACGAAGGGUUAUUUGCCGAUGUUUGACGGCACCAAAUGUGGUACUAAUAAGUGGUGUAUAUUCGGGAAAUGCGUUGAUAAUGGCAACGAAGAGGACAGUUUAGUUGUAACGUUCGAAAUUUUAGGUUGUGUUGAUCUGAAUACAACAAUGUGUGACACGUUAUCAAUGGUGAAGCGGAAGAGAUUUUGUAAAUCCGUAAAAUUUCGUUCAAUUUGCUGUUUCACUUGUUCGACACUAAAAUCCGACAAAAAAUCUUAA
This is a messenger RNA of Anisakis simplex (herring worm), 1272 nucleotides long. NCBI's taxonomy places the organism in Eukaryota, Metazoa, Nematoda, Chromadorea, Rhabditida, Anisakidae. The record is from the annotation of a GenBank genome assembly.